Molecule: messenger RNA, 1362 nt
Organism: Plenodomus lingam JN3
Lineage: Eukaryota; Fungi; Ascomycota; Dothideomycetes; Pleosporales; Leptosphaeriaceae
Source: RefSeq, a predicted model, not a curated record
AUGGUGAACCGGGGCCCUAGUGAUGCUGCUCCACUUCAGACACCGGCUGCGCCCGUCGUGAAGCGAAAGCGCCGUGCAUCCUGCUUAGGCGAGCAAGAACGUCGUGAACGCAAAAGAGCAAUUGACCGAGAAGCCCAGCGGUCACUGAGAGAGAAGACAAAGACGCACAUUGCUGAGCUUGAGCGCACCAUACAGAUCCUCAGAGAUCAGGACCGUAACGGGGCAACGGCAAAUCUCCUUUCGGAAAUCGAGGAUCUGCGCAAAGAAAACGAUCGGUUACGAGAUGUUAUUGAGAGUGUCAGGAGCGUCGUAGGAGGUGGCUUGUUGUCUCGCAACUCUGCUCUUACGCAUACAGGCAACUCGUCAGCUGCAAGCAGUGUUGAGCAACGGUCACCUAAGCGUCGAGCAACGUCUAUCCAAGAUGAUAAUAAACCUUCAACUCAGGCUCUCUUACCCAAACCAAGUGGCAUCGAGCCUGUCGCAGCUACAACGCGGUCACUGGAUCUCGAUGGCAUGACAAUGAUGGCAGAUGUGACCAGUUCCACGGCUCCAGAUCAAGCUAUCCAAACAGAUCUCAAUUUAAAGCCACUUGCUGAAUGCCAAGAAGAAGAGUUCUUCGGGCCCGACUGGCGCUGUCCCUCGCCUGUCGUCCUACACAUUGGCAACCCAGGGUCUUCAGUAUUCCUCAGCCCAAACGACAAGUGUCCGACCUGGAACAAAGCCAACGAGCUCUAUGGCAAUGUGUUCAAAUACCGCCCAGGUACUGGAACCCUCACAACCCUCGAGGAAGCCGGUCUCUUGUACUCUGGCAUCAAACAUGGGUGGAAUAUGCUUUCUGACGAUUGCACGCAGAGCCCCGCGCUCGUCAUUCAAAAACAGGUCGACGUGUCGUUGUUUCACCAUCUACCGAAGAUGAACAGAUUGGCAAUUGCAUACAAGAGCUUCAAGCUACUAAAGUAUUAUCUCAAGGCCACCAAAGAAGAACUCGACAAAGUACCCAAGUGGCUACAACCUAGCCACGGCCAAUCAGCUACAAAGCACCCCGUCGCCAUCGACUUCUUCGCCUGGCCCUCCCUUCGCGACCGCCUCAUCGCCUACCAAGAAACAUUUUUCCAAGACAGCGAAUUCUCCCGCUGUUACGUAGACUAUGUACAGUUUGACUGGCCCUUUCCCUUUGAGGACGCCUUCUUUCAAGAUGAGGCUACGGGGACCUACUAUCCAAGCCCCCUAUUCGAGCGCUAUCACAACGACCUACAGUACUGGACCGUGGACCCAAAGUUUUCGGAGAAGUUUCCAGAGGUGGUUGGGGAUAUCGAUGUGGAUCGGAGGAGGUUUGCAGAGGUUGAGGGCGAUGCAAGGUAG